GGUCUAUCGGGCUCGCUCGCUCUCUUGCGUUUCUCUCCUCUUCUACCGUAUGUGAUGCCAUGCAUUCCCCUCUCUCGAACGGACCGAUAAUUUUAGAUUCUCGGCGCAGUGGCUCGACACUGCCACUGCUCAGCCUGCGCCGCGCACUCCGAUAUCGACAUUCGACGUCCGCUUGCACACGCGACCUGACCGAAACCCCGAGGGAGAGUUCCAGGGGACCAGAACGUGGAGAGGGCAGAACGAAUGCACCAGCUGAGUCAAACCUCCCCUUUGCGUCCUGGGGGUACCUUGCUUCAUCCACGGCCUGGUCUGCAUUCCUCCCUUUAUCUCCUCUCUCCAAUCUUUUCGUUUCUUUCACAGUACCAAACUUACCGUUUUCUAAAAUUUAUUUUCCAUUCUUUCCAUUCGCUCGUCUCGCUGCGUAUUAAUCUAUGCAUGUUGCCUCCUUGCUGCAACAAUGACGCAGCUCCACUUCUAUUGAAAGACAGGGAGGGAAGGUAGAAACGUUAUAACAUGCAGUUUUCUCGCAACUGGAUGUAGCGUUUUACGGUGAUACGAAAUAUUUCUAUGAACCUCCUAAGGGAUCAUUACUUUUUAAUCGUACUUACAAAUAUGAUCAUUUUCUGUCUCUCUAUCCAUCAACUGAAUUACAUGCAUUGUCGUUGGAAUCGUCCGAAACUGCUGAAAGCAAAUUUCCCGUUAAAAUAACCCGCAAGAUACAUAGAUUGAGAGCUGCUGUUAUUCGAUUCUAAGCCGCUCAACCAGAAACUUUCUAACUCGUGUUCUAAUGCGCGGGUCAAUAUCUCCGCUGGCUAUUCUUAAUGAUGACACGUGCAACGUCUGAAACAUUUUUCGCUAGGACGAAGAAAUAAUUAAUUAAUAAACAAUUAUAUUUAUUAAUUAAUUAUUGACACUAGCGAAAAAAGAUUUAUACAGAAGUUGUAGUCAUUGGCAUCCUCUACAAGAAAGGAUCUAUGACUUUGCCUUAUAACUCCAGUAUUUAACAAAUUAAGCAUAAUUAAUCCGGCUGUAAACAAACUUUUAGCAAAAAUAAAUUAUUUUUCUUCAAAUACUCCUGAACCUACGGGAAAAUUGCAUACAACCUUAUUUUUAGGUGACGACCAGAGGUUCAACUUUUGUCUGAAACAUUUCUCGCUAGCAAAAAACGACAUUUAUUGCAAAUUACUCAUUAAUUAUUGAUACUAGCAAAAGAUGUUUCAUACGAAACUACACAAAGUAUGAUAGUGGUUUGCUUCCUAUUUCUUCCUUUCGAAUUUAAAAAUAUUAACUUGGACAGUUGUGCCAACGUAAACUCGAUUUUUCUACUGGCUUCAUUCGAUGUCCGAUUCAAACAACUGACACUGCCGUUCCCAUUGUGGUCUCCCCACCCCACAUUUGAUAGUUUAGUGUGGUUUAGUGCGAGUACGCGUCCCUUCGUUUUUGUGAUCGACGAACAAUAUUUAACAAUGAAAACGUCAAUAUUUUAUUUAAUCUUCAGUUUUAUCUUCUGUUACUUAUCGUUCAGCCACGCCCUUGAAUGCUAUGUAUGUACUGAUCAAGAGGGUAACAGAGAGAAGUGUCUGAGGAGCACGAAGACCUGCGAGCAAGGCCAGGACACUUGCUUGACAGAAAUUAAAUGGGGAAGUACACCGUACUGGUCGCAGGGCGCAAAGAAACAGUUCUACGUUUCGAAGCGAUGCGCGACGAAGAAAGAAUGCGAGAGGAUAAAACACGCGAACAUGCCAGAUUGUACUUAUAUAUGGUACCAAGACUGGAAGUGUUCGGAUUGUUGCCAAGGAGAUAAAUGCAAUUACUAUGUCAUUUUAUCAAACAUGAAGAAGUGGAAACUGCAAAGUUUAUACGGGACGUUCAGUCGAAAAAAGGAAGUGAACCUUUCGCAGGACACGAAACUUCCGAGGUAUUUGUCUACCUUAGAUCUGACGGCUCUCGGAAUCGGUUCGACCCUCGGCGUAGGCAUUUACGUACUCGCCGGAUCCGUUUCGAAAUCGAUCGCCGGUCCUGCCGUGAUCAUUUCAUUCGCUAUUGCCGCGAUCGCUUCCAUGUUCGCAGGUCUGUGCUACGCGGAAUUCGGUGCGCGAGUCCCACGUGCCGGAUCGGCUUACGUAUACAGCUACGUAACAAUGGGUGAAUUUACGGCGUUUGUGAUCGGUUGGACGUUAAUUCUCGAAUACGUGAUCGGUUCAGCUAGCGUGGUAAGAGGAUUGAGUACUUACGUGGACGCGUUGUUCAACAACAGCAUGAGGAACGCGUUCGAAUCGGCGGCUCCUAUCGACAUCAGCCAUCUCUCUUCUUAUCCCGAUUUCUUCGCUUUCGGAGUGACACUGAUCUUCUCCGCCGCGUUAGCAUUUGGCGCGAAGGAGUCAUCAAAAGCAAACAAUUUUUUCACCCUCGUGAAUCUAUUGGUGGUCCUCUUCGUGAUAAUCGCGGGAUCAUUGAAAGCCGACGUAAGCAAUUGGAAAACGAAGCCCACGUGCACCGAGAAACAGUGUGAUUACGGUAGCGGCGGAUUUGCUCCUUAUGGCAUAGCAGGUAUCAUAACGGGGGCGGCUACGUGCUUUUACGGAUUCAUCGGUUUCGAUUGCGUCGCUACCACCGGAGAGGAAGCGAAAAAUCCGCACAAAUCGAUCCCGAUCGCAAUCGUCGUUUCGCUGACCGUCGUCUUCCUCGCUUAUUUCGGAGUCUCCACGAUUUUAACCACUGUUCUACCCUAUUACGAGCAGGACCCGGAUGCCCCGAUUCCUCACAUGUUCGACUCCAUCGAUUGGAGUUGGGCGAAAUGGCUGGUAACGAUAGGCGCUAUUUGUGGCCUAUGCGCGAGCUUACUGGGCGCUAUGUUCCCUUUGCCGCGAAUCAUUUACGCGAUGGCAUCCGACGGAUUAAUAUUCGAAUGGAUGGGCAAAGUGAACUCCCGAUUCCACACGCCGCUGAUGGGUACUUUCUCAGCCGGGAUUCUUACAGGUGUGUUAGCAGCAAUAUUUGAAUUGACGCAACUCGUAGGUAUGAUGAGCAUCGGAACGUUGCUCGCAUAUUCGAUCGUCGCUAUCUGCGUACUGAUACUUCGGUAUGAAGAGAGCGAAGCGUAUUUGAAAAAAGGAGAUCAUGACCCAAGAACCUUGACGUACAUCACUAAACAGUUGAUUAACGCUAACGGAUUGAAUUAUUCCACGAGGUUGACUUCUCAAAUCGUUACGUGCCUCGUCGUAUGUUACGUUUUUCUGUGCAUUUGUACUGGUAUUAUAGCCUCGAUAUUUCCUGACGAAAUAACAAACGGCGCAAUAGCAUUCGUUGUUCCAUUAGCUGUUUUAAUAUUACUUAUGUUCGUUACGCUUACGUUCAUCUACCUUCAACCGACCUCGGGGAAGAAACUCGCAUUUUCGGUUCCGCUGGUACCAUUUUUACCUGCGCUGAGUAUCAUCAUCAACAUUUAUCUAAUGAUGAUGCUGGAUAAAAUGACAUGGGUCAGAUUUUUAGCGUGGAUGACAGUUGGGUUUGGCAUAUAUUUCUUCUACGGUGCCUGGCAUAGUAAGAUGAGGAAGACGAAAAGCGUGAAAUCGACCGAGAACGGCGGCACCAACGAAGAGCCAUGGAAAACGAAUGAAGUUCCUAGGCUCACGUAACCUAAGUAUACGGGAUUACAAUUAAUAAUAAACAAAUGGUUUUGUAUCAAAUUUGAUAUUUUAUAAAUGUGUCAUAUUGUAUAAACGAUAUAGUUAAUUAGAAACCGUAGUAUAAAAUAUAAAAAUAAAACUAAUAUAGUAAUUCCAUAGAAAAAUAAAUUAUAUUCUGUUACUA
Molecule: messenger RNA, 3813 nt
Organism: Ceratina calcarata
Lineage: Eukaryota; Metazoa; Arthropoda; Insecta; Hymenoptera; Apidae
Product: cationic amino acid transporter 2
Exons: 13
Coding region: 1239-3638 (799 amino acids)
Biological process (GO): L-ornithine transmembrane transport; L-arginine import across plasma membrane
Cellular component (GO): plasma membrane
Molecular function (GO): L-lysine transmembrane transporter activity; L-arginine transmembrane transporter activity; L-ornithine transmembrane transporter activity
Source: RefSeq, a predicted model, not a curated record